Brachypodium distachyon (stiff brome) is the source of this 5036-nucleotide messenger RNA. RefSeq lists its product as uncharacterized. The record is from RefSeq and is a predicted model, not a curated record. The transcript has 4 exons. Bases 2685 to 4718 code for a protein of 677 amino acids. Lineage: Eukaryota; Viridiplantae; Streptophyta; Magnoliopsida; Poales; Poaceae.
UGUUACAUAUUCUUUUGCAUCCUAUCCCAUGCAUCCGCGUUCCUUUUGCCGAUAUAUGUGCUUGCUUGUGUGCUAAUGCUCCGUUUCGAUUUGUCCAAUGCAUGAUUGACCGUGGAUGUUCUUGCGUGUGCUAAUGCUCUGUUUUGAUUGGCCUAAUGCAUCGUUGACUGGAUUUGUUACUCCUUCCGAUCCAUAUUAAUUGUCGAAAUAUUACAUCUAUCUAGACGCCUUUUAGGCGUAGAUACAUCCAUAUUUGAGCAAAUUUGGGACAUAUAAUAUGGAUCGGAGGAGUAGUUGAUUUAGUCCUACUUUAGUUUAGGGUUCGGGAAGGAUUGAUUUCGGACCUUAGGUUGGGUGCUCCUGCCUUUCAUGUCCCCGUGAACACCGUCAACUGCUGCCAUGAGAUCAAGCAUUCAAGCUGGUGUAGAUGGGCAGUAGCUUGACUGGUUAGAUUGGACCGGACAGGCGGAACAGAUGGCUUUCUGAUUCAAGUUUUACAGAUGGCCUUGCCUCCCAAGUGCUCUCAUGGUUGACACUAACACACUUAUUCUUGCUGGUGCCAGAGUCCCAGGCCUUACCGCCUCGGGAUAUGCUGACAGCAAAAUUAUGCUGUGUUUGUUCGGUCUCCCUAAGCAUUGUGGUGCUAUCUGUUUAAAAGAUAGUGCAGAGGUGCAUUUUCUACUUUUGGUUUGAGGAGCCAUCUGUUUGAAAGCCUAGGGCCAAGGAGGUGCAUCUUUACUUUGGAUCGUGGGGCCAUCUGUUCAAAAGAAUAAUGCCAAGGUACAGACAAGUAAUUGUUACAUAGCCGCCGCUAGAUCUAAAGUUGACCAUGACCAGGAGAGGGAAAAUGUAGUUGUUAUCCUUUUCCUUCUUACAAAAGUAACUCAACCAAAAUACAAUUAUUUACUCUACAAGAACUAUAUGCUUGUUAUGCCUAGUAUACUUGGUUUAACCUAUAUCUGUUUUAAUUGUGUUAUUCAUCCUACUAGUAUUUGUUUUUUUGCUAGAUCUCCUAUUUUCAACCAUGCUCGAUGUUAUGCCUCUCAUACCACUAUUCUUUGUUCUUUUUCUAUUAGUCUUUGUCAAGUUGUAUGUGUUAGAUGAAAUCUUUGCGUGACCAAGUGUGUGGGGAAAUCAAGUCAAAAUAAUUUGGUUUUAAAUAUUAUUUUUAUACAAAUAUAAUGUUAUUUUCAUUGCAUUUGUACAACACACUUAUCAUACCAAUUAGAACGGCUUCUAGAGGGUUCUUAGUUUUCAAAUUUUAUGCUCUUCUCUUAUUAAAUCACAUUUUGAAUCACAGUCUACGUGAGGUUUGAGGUUAGUGCCUUUAUAUAAAGGAAACAUGUUUUGUGAUUUGAUGUAUUAAAAUUGGUGGAAAUUCAUGGAAUGGUAUAUGGUCAAUUGGGGAACAAAUUUAUGUUCAAUACUAAGAAACUACAUUUUACAAUCUCCCGAUUGCGCUAUAUUCUCUCAAAUUUGUGUGAAACGUACGUGGGAACUACACCCGGUAGUAUGAAAAAGUCAUCUACUCCCGGGUGUAGUUACUCCCAUGUUGAAUAUUCUACCAUAUGAUACAAUAUAUUAUAUUUUAUCACUUUUAAUAAAUUCAGAUACUAUAUAUAAGAUACUUCAAAGCGAGCUACAUGAAAAAAUUGCAAGUUGGCACGUAGUUUUUACUAUGUUGUAGAAAUGUCUUCAUAUUUGUAUAUACAAUAGAGUAUGCUAAAAAUUGCAUAUUCUACCUAAAAAGUUGAAUAUAUUUUAUAUUCUACAUACUGCAUACUACCCAUAUACACAUUCUACAUUCUCCCGAUUGCGCUAUAUUCUCCCAAAUAUGUGUGAAACGUACGUGGGAGUAACUACACCCGGUAGUACGAAAAAGUCGUCCUUUCUAAUAAUGUUAAUGUUUUUAUUUCUAUGACAUGAAAUAUGGUGUGUAUUUUUUGUAGACAAUUUAUUGUAGUUGUGAAGUCUAAUUUUGCAUAAAUGACGUUUGACCAUAAAUAAUCAUGUUUGUAAGCAUGUAGUGAAGCUCACUUGACAACAUACUCUAGCACUAACAUCAAACUUGCUUAGAUCAAAACAAUUGGUAGAAGAUCUAUGGUCUAUCUGGUUACAUUAUUAGUUAGACUCAAUUAUUGGUGGAAUUUUCUCCACACUUGGUCGCAUACUUAAUUUGACUACGAUUAGUCAUCACGGUGUAAGUCAUUCGAAAAAAGUUUCCAAUGUUAUUAUAUUUAUGACACGUUAUCUACAUAUUAUUCGUCUUAUUGAUGGUUAAAGUUAAAACUCGAAAUGUGUUAGCGCUAUUCUUUGUGAAAAGGUUUUAGUAUCUCUUACCAACUUUAUGGUUCUAUAAUUUUCCAUGCAUGAUGUUGUCUACAUUCAUUUUACAAUAUCAUCCAUUGUCUUUUGGAACUCCUUCCAAACAUUUCUAUAUUUUUUUGCUUUAGGAAAGCUAUUAUUUGUUAAAUUAUUUCUAUGUUUAUUGUUUUCGUUUUGUGGUAAAAGUUAUUGAACAAUUACAUUGUGCAACUGCAAAGUUGCAUAUUAGUAACUUAUUAAACAUGUUUUCUUUUAUAGUGAUUGUGCUUGUGUUUUAUGUAGAUACGUCUUGGAUGCGAUAGUGUUUGUUGGCACUCGUAAUUUGUUACUUGUCUCAAUAAAUUGAGUCGUAUCCCAAGAUGGGAAACCGAAGACAGAAUUAUGGUCGUACCUUUGGUCCAAGGUCGCGCAAGCCAUCCAGAGAGAAGACUAUAAUGUGGAAAAGGUGUGUCAACGAGACGAAGAAAACCAAAGAUUUCUUCAGGAGGGUGUCGUUCCCAAAUAACUCUAGAGUAGUAGUGCAGGCACGGCGACCGUUGCCCUCGGGUUUGAUGUCAAACAAAGGUACGGUUUGUUCGCAGAAGAAUAUAAAGAAGUCUAGACCCAGACAAAGUCACAUUGAGAAGCCUAGAUUAGACAAUGUCAGAGCCUGUCCAUCGAAUAACUUCGAAAACCCUAAGCCCUCUUUUCGAGGGUUGAACAAUCGUCUGGUUUCUUUGCAAAAGAAUACGGAGUUAUCCUCGAGGUUAAACAAAGCUCAAACUUCUUCACCCAAGAAUACUGAGAAUCCUAAGCCCUCUUCCUCGAGCCUGGGUACUGAAAGAAUGCCCAUGCCAAAGGAUAACGAGGUGCCUAGAUCGUCUGUCCUAAGGCUAAACAAUGGCAUGGUUCCUCAACCGAGGGAUAAUGAUAAGCCUAGGACAUCUCGGCUUCCGGGUGGAUUUUCCUCAGGAAAGUUGGAAAAGCUUGGUUUCAUAGGGUCGAAGGUUGACCCAGAUUCCGAAUCUCAUAUUUCAAAAAAAGUGCAUCCCUCUUCAAUGGUUCAUAACUCACGCAAUGCCGAGCAAAUGGCGAGCGUUCAUGUUCAGAAAGAAAAUCAAGUCAUACAAAACCACCGGUGCAACUUGGGAGGUAAUUCUUUCCCUAAAAUUGGCAAGGAAUUGUGUGCUGACCCGAUGAUGGAGGCAUCAUCCAUGGGCAAUAACAUGGAGCUGAAUGCAACAUUAGACCAUGGGCUGAAUGAUGACGAGUUUAAGAGAAAGAGGACUGAUCCAUUGUUGGAAGAGAAGCUUGAGACACCGAUGAAGAGGACCAAACCACAUGAGGACCAUGAUAGUGAAAAAGUUGAGAAUUGUAAACUGGUGAAGAGAAGGAGAAUAUACAAAUAUGAAGAUGACGAUGACGAUGAUCAAAAUCUUGUGGGUGUUGAAGGUGGAACUGGUGCAUUGAUCACACAAACUGCUUUAGUGAAGAGUACCAAGGUCUUGAAUCCAUUAGUUUCCGAAUCUAUCAAGGUGCAACAGCAUAGUGACCUGCCAAUUGAUGAACCCAUAUGGAGUGGUGUCUUUAAGACAGACAAUAAGGAAUAUGUGCCUUUGGCUGCACAUUUGUCAGUAAAACACUGUGAGAAGGUGUGGAAAAUUUCAAGAUCAUUGCAGCCUAAGGUUGAAGUGACGAAGCUUUCUCGGUUGGAGGCUUGGCCAAAAAGCUUUGAGACAUCAAGGCCCACUGAUGAUAACAUCGCCUUGUAUUUCUUGCCCCAAGAAUUGAGGCAAGAUGCACACUUGGACCAACUAGUUCAAGAAGUUAUCGAGAAUGAUAUGGUCUUACGAGCUGUUGUUGGUGAAGCUGAGAUGCUGAUAUUUCCUUCUGUUCUACUGCCUGAACGACACCAAACCUUCAAAGGGAAACACUACCUCUGGGCGGUAUUCAAGCGCAUCGAAGCUAAGGUUGCCACACCCACACUGCAUGAAGAACAACAUCGCAUAGGCUCUUGUGCACGGGAGGAAGAGAAGCAUGCCUCACCGAGGAUAGAUGGUCACCAGGUGACAGGGUUAAACAUGCGCGUUGGACUUGAAGCUCCUGAAGAAGCUGAGAGGCAAGUUAAAGAAAAGGAACAGACUCCCUCAACUGCUCGACCCAACGCACCAAGACCUGCUGAAGGCGCAGCCCGCUCUGCACCAACUCCUACCAUGCCUACCGCAGUGCCUGCAAACAAUGGGCAGAUCAUUUCAUCCUUUGGUGUUCCCACAGGAGCACUCUUUGGUUUCAUCUCUGGACAGACGCCACGACUCGAGCAACUCAUCAAAGAGAUGCGAAGUGAAGGUGCCUUGGUGAUUGCAAUGCGAGGGGAGAUAAUAGGUUCUGGUCUUGGCCAGGCAACAGCAAAGUGAUGGUGCCAAGGUGCCGCUGAGCUCAUUCCGAUGUGAUGUGUCGUAGUGGCAGCAGACCAGCAGCUAUGUUGGGAAGUAACUGGAGUCUGACCUUGAGCUUUGGUAGAUCUUCUAGCGUCUGUGCGUGCUUGAAAGAAGCCUGUUCAGGUUCUUGCAUCACCACAGGUAGUGAAGUGUUCUUCCAGUUAAGUAGAGGCUAGGUGGUGCUAUGUUCCUGUUAGUGUACUUGUCGCAGUUCAGUGGAACCUUUUUUAGCCAACAAGUUCUGUUAAGUACUUGAUGUUUUUCUUGCAGUAUGCUCCACUGCUAUGCUAAUUA